UUAAGCUUUGGACGCCAGCGGCUCACACACUUACGCACACACACUCCUCCACUCGGAGCAAGACGCGGAACACUAACCCUCGUCCCUAAAACCCGGCCAAUCAUGCGACUACCACCUUCCCGGGGAAGCUCUGCAGGUUCCCCAGCCUCGCUUGGACCAUCACCUGGAAGCUAAGAAGCUAGUUUUCCCGAUUUAUUUCCGAGUUUAGCGCUCCUUCUUUCCAGUGUGUCUGCUAUUUCUUUGUCACCCACAAGGGGGUGUGGCGUCUAUCCCAACCGGGAAGCUCGCUUUCAGCCUUUAUCGACACCGACGGAGGUAGCGAAACGUCGCCCGAGGCAAAGCGUCGUCCCGUGGGUCAUCUUCUCAUCCCCCACGAACACACGGAGGAGGUCGGAGGAAGGCGAGGAGGUUGGCCUCCUGGUGGAGGACGGGAGCUAAAAUCUGUCAACAGUAGACGGCGUGAAGAUGACGAUGUCCGUCCCGGAGAGGAAAUCGGGAUCGGAGGGAAAAGAGGAGGAGAGCGAGGAUGAGAGCGAGAUCCUGGAAGAAAGCCCUUGUGGAAGAUGGCAGAAGCGCAAAGAACAGGUGAGCCAGGGCAACGUCCCAGGUGUAGAAAGUGCCUCCCUUGCCAUGGACACAGAAGAAGGAGUGGAGGUGGUGUGGAACGAGGUGCUUUUCUCCGACAAGAAGGUCUUCAAAGCUCAGGAGGAGAAGAUCAAGGAGAUGUUUGAGAACCUCAUGCAGGUGGAGCACCCCAACAUUGUCAAGUUCCACAAGUACUGGCUUGAUAUGAAGGAAAGUCAGGCUCGGGUCAUCUUCAUUACCGAAUACAUGUCGUCGGGCAGCCUCAAGCAGUUUCUGAAGAAAACCAAAAAGAACCACAAGACCAUGAACGUAAAGGCCUGGAAAAGGUGGUGCACGCAGAUCCUCUCUGCCCUCAGUUACCUGCACUCGUGCGAUCCGCCAAUCAUCCACGGCAACCUGACGUGCGACACCAUCUUCAUCCAGCACAACGGACUCAUCAAGAUCGGCUCAGUGUGGCAUCGGCUCUUUGUUAACGUUUUCCCAGACGCCAACGUCCAGGGAAAGGGGAGGCAACACCGUGGCGAGCAGAGGAAUCUUCAUUUUUUUGCACCAGAAUAUGGCGCCGGCGAAGAUGAUUAUGCCAUCGACAUCUUCUCCUUCGGCAUCUGCGCUCUGGAGAUGGCAGUGUUGGAGAUCCAGGCUAACGGAGAUGUUGCCGUCUCCAAGGAGGCCAUCGUCAACGCCGGCCAAUCCCUGGAGGACCCUCUCAUGAGAGAGUUUACGCAGUCGUGUUUGCACCCCGACGCCAAGCUCCGACCGACCGCCCACGACCUCCUCUUCCACCGCGUCCUGUUUGAGGUGCACUCCCUUAAACUGUUGGCCGCCCACUGCCUCAUCAGCAACCAGUACUUGCUUCCCGAGAACUGCGUGGAAGAGAGGACCAAGUCCUUCGACCCGAACGCCGUCAUGGCCGAGAUUAAGCAUGAAGACAGGCUCGGUGUUCAACUAAAGUACUCCCACGUGUCCCCUUUGGAGCUGGACAAGUUUCUGGAGGACGUCAAGAACGGGAUUUACCCCUUGAUGAACUUCGCCUCGUCCCGGCCCCACCCCGUCCCCCGUGCCCUCUCCUUGUCUCAGGAGCAGGUGGAGACGGUCAAGACGCCCACGCCGGAGCCGCAGGAGACCGAGAGCAGGAAGGUCAUCCAGAUGCACUGCAACUUGGAGUCAAAUGAGGAAGGGACCAAAACUCAUGUGAGUCACGUUGUACAGCAGCUUUCUUUAUUUCUCAAGAUGGACGACAAACUUCACCGCCAGCUUAGCUGUGACAUCCUCCCCACCGACACAUCCAAAGACCUCGCCAGCGAACUAGUUCACUACGCCUUCAUAAAUGAGGAGGACAUUGAGAAGGUGGCCGGGUUCCUGGAGGACGCUAUCAAGCGACACCGGCUACGGGCUCUGGCUUCUGGGAGCAUGCAGUGAGCGGAAGUCACAGUAGCUCCAGGACGGACGGCAAUCAGGGCCUUUGAGGGGCUUUUUAUGGCGGCCGACAGCUGGAAACAGAGGAAGCGGCAGCAACACUGAGGGAUGUGAAGAAACCCAAAGCAGGCUCAAGGAAGACGUCACGGCGACCGGCAAAGAAGGGAACAGGAGGACCGGGUGACGGUUGCGUUGGGAUCGAUUCCCUCCGAAGGGCGCAUUUGCCUUUAAACGUGUCAUUUCCGUGCCGGAUGCCAACAUUCUCAACAUCCAGCCAUCUUGUUGUCAAACGAAUGUUUUACUACGCGCCAUUUUUGCACUCCAGUGUCCACAAUGGCCAAUCUCCCUUUUUUUGACGUACUCCAUCCAUCAUGCACUGAUAACAUUCAUUCACCGUGGACUUAUUUAUUAUCGCGAAGCAACGCACAAGGUUGUCAUGUCGAUUUGCGCUCGCUGCAUUUCCUUUUAGCCUGCAGUGCUCUUAAGGGCUUUUCCCCUCUAAAAUUGUUUUCAGUGCCAAAGAAUUGUUGCAAAGUGCCUGAUAUGGCAACUGAACAUUUUAAGACUAAUAAACUACCGUAUUUUCCGGACUAUAAGGCGCACCGGACUAUAAGGCGCACCUUCAAUGAAUGGCCCAUUUUAAAACUUUGUACUUAUAUAAGGCGCACCGGACUAUAAGGCGCACCAUUAAUGCAUCAUGUCAGAUUUUUAAUCCAAAUCAAAUCAUUCUCUAUUUAUCAUUUCUAUUUCAACUUCAGACGCAACAAAUUAAUUUAUAAUCACAAAAUAAUGAUCCAUAGUCAUUUUGAUUCAUAGUCUUCAGUGGGCCACUUAUGAUUGAUUUCAUGACACAAUGCUUUGGGCCAGUUUAGAUUUAGGAAUUUAGUCCAUAUAUAAGGCGCACCGGACUAUAAGGCUUUUGAGAAAGUUUUAGGUUUUUAGGUGCGCCUUAUAGUCCGGGAAAUACGGUAAUUGGGAAAGGAUAACAUUGAAGUGCAUCUUAAAAAAAAAAAAGGUAGACCUCAAUUCACUACUCCCCGCUAAUCCAACAAUAAUUGACACUGUGACUAAAAAGGUCUAAAAUUGCCGAUAGAUGCCACAAGAUGGCGGAAAAGCACAACUUUUCUAUUUGACAUGGUUAAGAGCUCCUCCCCUGAUGUGAAUGUGCAAAUGAACUUCAACUUGCCUCCUGUGUUGGAUGUAAAUAUCAUUUGGAGUCAUUGACACUUAAAAUCAUGAUGAUUUGCUCACCAGUGUAAUUCUUUUGCUUUAUUUUUCUGUUGCCCUGUUUGUUUUGUCUUGAUUUCAUUGAGAAAUGAUCAUCUGUCCAAAUUUUUAUUCAGUUUUUUUGUAGUAGUUGAAUCAGUACAGUACUGCUAUGAUAUGCAUAAUAUUUACAUAUUAUUAUUAAUAUUGGAGCCCAGUUGCAUUCAUCGUUUCUUCUUCCAACAAACAAAUUGUGUCCUGAAUGUUUAUUUGAUGUCCCCUCAAAACUAUUUCUAUAGUGAAUACUUGGAAAGUUAGGAAGAAAAAAAAACAUCAGUUACAUCAAUUAACAUCAAUUUUGGUGGACAACACACAAAAAAAGUUUCAGUGACCAAAUUAAACAGGAAGUUGUCCAUUUUAGUUUGAAGUAGCCAUUUCAGAUGAACUUCGAUGUGAAAGGGGCCUGGUUGGAAAAAGAAAUUAGCCCAUAACACCAGUUUUAUCCAUCGACAUGAAAUUUGGUGAAGAUAUGGUUGUAAAUUGUCUCCACUGGUUUUGUCUUUGUUCUGUCAAUUCCAAAUUUAAUAACAGACUGUACAGUGGCUGUUUUGAGUUUUAGUUUGCCUAUCGCUGCAGAUGGGAACCCAGAAUCUUCCCCAACCUUCCAUACAGGCUGUGCAGUAUACUAUUUCUAUGUGGCUUAUAGUUUACGAAGGAUCCUACUCCAAUGUGAGAGCUCUUGCUCUUCUACCACCUUGUAAGCUGCAUGUUUGCAUACAUGGUACAAUAAUAAUUGAAGAAAAACAUUCACAUCGGUCUUAUCAGACAAGACUGUUGUAUGAAACUUGCCUUUGGAUGUGCUCUACUUAAUUAAGCAUUUGUAAUAUAUUGUAGCAAUGGCAGAUAAAUAAACUUGUGACAUGUUCA
Molecule: messenger RNA, 4134 nt
Organism: Syngnathus typhle (broad-nosed pipefish)
Lineage: Eukaryota; Metazoa; Chordata; Actinopteri; Syngnathiformes; Syngnathidae
Gene: nrbp2b
Product: nuclear receptor binding protein 2b
Exons: 18
Coding region: 466-2004 (512 amino acids)
Biological process (GO): intracellular signal transduction; protein phosphorylation; endoplasmic reticulum to Golgi vesicle-mediated transport
Cellular component (GO): cytoplasm; endomembrane system
Molecular function (GO): protein serine/threonine kinase activity; ATP binding
Source: RefSeq, a predicted model, not a curated record